UGGGCUCUCGUUUGGGCCUCUUUGUACUUGAAAUCCCAGGGCCUAUAUUGAAUCUCAGUCCUUACUACUUUUAGACUUAAAAAAAGGUAACAGUAGUUGACAGUGCCUUCAGCCUGCAUCCUCCAAAUCCCACAAUCCCUUGCACACGUGAUGUCACCAGAAGUCAGACGCAGUUAGUAAAAGCACAGCUGUUACAGUUUACAGGCAUAAGAAAAUGGAAAAGGAGAAACCAUUUACUUUGUUCUCAGUAUCAAGACUUAAUAACAGUCAGGUAUCUGCAGUUAAACCACAGUCAAUUGCUGAACAUUGUUCAUUUUUUCAGAGUUGCAAGUCGCCAGUGGAAACUGGAAGUUUAGGCAGUGCCAUAAAAAACAAAAAUGCAGAUUUAUUCCAAAAUCUAACACCUAUAUUUCAAAAAGAGACCGCAGAAUCAGCCAGUCAUCUUUAUUCUAAACUGUACAAAGAAGCAGAAAAAAUAAAAAAAUGGAAAGUCUCAACUGAUUUGGAAAUAUAUUUUAAAGAGAAACAGUUAUUAGAGUACAGAAAAACAACUGAAGCUCAACGCAAAGCCAUCCAAGAAUUACAGCUGGAAAAUGAAAAACUGAGCUUGAAAUUAGAAGAUGACUAUAAUGAAAAUCAAGGACUAUUAAAUCAGAGCAAAGCUACAAGGCAUGUUUGUGAUCUACUUAGAGAUACCUGUACUCAAGCUGUAGAAAAAGCAAACUUGUAUGAGAGUGAAAGAGAUACUACCAUGGAGUUAUAUGGGGAUCUAAGCAAUAUCAUAGAGCGAAUGAUAACUGCUUUUGAAGAACUUCGUUUACAAGCUGAGAAGUCAAGAAAUGAUUUUUAUAUUCAAAGAAAUUAUCAAAUGGAACUUGAAAAAUCAAACAGUAAAGCACAGAAGUUACAUGAACUCCUGGAAGAGGCUAAAGAGUCCUUGAAGAAUUUCCAGGAUGUCCAGACAACAACGCAAAAUGAAUUGCAGAAUGCGCAAUAUUUAAUCAUCUGUACAAACAAGGAAAAAGAGUCAAAGUUACAGGAACUAGAAGCAGUUAAAGUACAGCAUGCCCUGCAAUUUGCAGAUCUUCAGUGUCAUAUUAACAUGUUAAAAGAAACCCUUCAAACAGAGCAAACAAGGUUCAUAGAAAGAAAACAUUCCUUACAAGAUAUUAUGUUGGAGGGACAAGAAAACACCAUGGUAUUUGAAGAAAAUGUCAAAACAAAAAGUGGUACUGAAAGAGAAAUUGUAGAGCUCAAUAACAUGAUGGAACACAUCAAAAGGCAUACAGAAGAGGGUAUCGAUGUUAAGUCCCUGACUGAACAGUUAACUGAUAUUCAAAAACAUCUUCAGACAUUUUUUAAAAGUAGAGAGGAGCAAAUUCAUCAUCUCUUAGAGGAAAAAACUUGCCUAAAGAAACUGGUUGAUGAAUUGCAAGAAACUGAGAAAGAGCUUCAGAAUUCUUUGCAGAUGAGAGAGAAAGAAGUUACUGAUUUAAAAAAAGACAUUAAUACAUUAUCUGAAGAUGGAGAAUGUUGUUCCAAAAGGAUUAUAGAAUUAGAGACAGUGAUUGAGAAAAAAGAAUUAAAAUAUACUGAUAUUCUAAAGGACUAUGAAAGAAUCGUAUCAGAAAAAGAGAAAAUUGUGAGUGACAAUGAUGUUAUAGCCAGAGCAUUACAAAAUACUCAAAGAGACCUCCAGGCUAGUAAACAAUAUGAAGACCAAGCAAAAAUGAAAAAUGAAGACAUGGAGCAAAUUAAUGUUCAAUUAAGGAAGGAAAUACAGUUAUUAAAUGAACAACUGGAACAAAAAAGUGAAGAGCUUAAAAAUGAAAUCAAUAUUUGCAGUGAGAAGAUAACUGCUUUAAAGAAAGAAGCUGAAAGUAGAGACAAGACAUUUGAGGAUUUGGUGAUAGAAAAUAAAUCUAUGAAAAAGAAAUUUAUGAGAGAAAGCAAGAUAAAUAAAGCUCUCAAGACAGAGGUGAAGGAGUUACUCAAGCAGCUUAAUGAAACACAAAUGCAUAAUGAAGAAAUUAUUUCCAGUAAGCAAAAUGAAAUUGAAGAUGCAAAUCAAAGACAACAAAGUCUUUCUAAUGAGAUUGCUAACUUAAAGAUAGCAGCUGAAGAGUCAAUGAAAUCACAAAAAGAAACUGAUAUCCGUUGUCAGCACAAGAUUGCUGAAAUAGUGGCAUUGAUGGAAAAACACAAGAUCCAGUAUGAUAAAACAGUCGAAGAAAAGGACAGUGAAUUAAAUCAGUUCAGAAUGAGAGAACACGAAUUAUUGUCAGCAAAGAUUAAUUUGGAAACGGUUUUAUCUAAUGCAAAGGAUGAGGUUAUGUAUCUUAAAGAACAACUUAAACAACUACAAGAUAAUGCACUCAUUUCACAAGAAACCAAGUUUUCCAUGAGAAAUGAAAUGAAGAACAAGAAAGUCCAAGCAUCUUUAAUGGACACUCCAAACCAAAAAACCCAAAGAAUAGAUUUACAGUCACAUAUGAUUCCUUUUGCUGAUGAGGAAAAACAGCCAGAAAGCAAGGAUGUAACAAUACGGACACUAACAAGGAAUUAUAUGCAGCCAUCUCAACAGAAGUAUACUGGAAGGUCUCCAUCAGUGAGCAUGAAGGAGCAACAUGAAAAUAAGAAAACACUUCUGGUUGACUCAACGAAGAAGAAAAGAAAAGCUGCUUUAGCAUAUGACUUUCAUUCUGACAGUUCAGAACACAUAGAUAUUCUGGAAAUAUGUGAAGAUGAUGAAGCAUUCAAGAAGUUCUUCCAAAAGUACCCCCAAUCCACAGAAGUCUGUGCAGUACCUCCAAAGAAGGUGACUGGAACAGUGUUUAAAUCUCCUGGUCCAGUCCUCAAAAUGGCUGCUAUAAAAAAGAUGAGAGAAGCUGGUUGGUCUGCUAUAUCUAAAGUGGACAGGAGAAAAAAAAUGAAAGCAUCAGAAAAGUUAUUCUGCUGAAAUAGAUAAAUGAAACCUGACUGUAUUUUUUGCAAAUCUACACUGUAAGGAACA
Xenopus laevis (African clawed frog) is the source of this 3013-nucleotide messenger RNA. It is a transcript of the gene sycp1.L, whose product is annotated as synaptonemal complex protein 1-like. The transcript is spliced from 30 exons. Lineage: Eukaryota; Metazoa; Chordata; Amphibia; Anura; Pipidae. The record is from RefSeq and is a predicted model, not a curated record. The coding region runs from base 215 to 2959 and encodes 914 amino acids.